Messenger RNA from Doryrhamphus excisus (bluestripe pipefish), 2640 nucleotides. RefSeq names its product GPRIN family member 3a (gene gprin3a). Gene Ontology annotation, biological process: neuron projection development. Lineage: Eukaryota; Metazoa; Chordata; Actinopteri; Syngnathiformes; Syngnathidae. Gene Ontology annotation, cellular component: plasma membrane. The record is from RefSeq and is a predicted model, not a curated record.
GUGAAUUUGGAGGCUAACAUCCAUAUAUGGUGAGAAGACUUCUUAAUGGAUACGACGAUCAAUAGGUGUUUUUCUUUAUGGUAAUAAUCAUACUAUGUAUAGCUGAUAUUAACAUUUUAAUACUUAGCAUGCAUGUUUUGCUUCCCAUGCCCUAAAACAAAACAAGUGUCAAGCUGUCACUACUAUGGAAAACUCAUACAAUUCCAAGCGCUUGAAGGAUGUUGCUAAAUCCCAACAUCAGAUUCCAGGCCAAGCAGGGUUUGCAGAUUCUGCGGACAGCAAGUGCGAGGAGGAGCCUAACUUCAACCUAAGCUUCUGCCUAACCUCACGGGACAACCCCUGCUCCAAGAAAGGGGAUGGGAAACUUGCAGUGAAGAAGCCUGAAGUCUCUUUGACAACCACAAAGACCUCCGGAUCACACAGGGUGCAACAAUUGGCUCGCAGCCCCACGGAAAGUGGGAGAGUCAAAACACAAACAGUGAGAACGGAAGCAUCAGGAGUCUCACAGGCCAAAAAACAAAGUGGAUCAACUGUGAAGACAACCAGUAAGGUUACACUGAGACUCAAAAUGCAAAGCAUCAAGAAGCAAGAUGGCGGAAAAGAAACACUGAAAGUCCGACAUCACAAAGAAGAUUCUGACAAUCUUCUGCGUCAAACUUCACCAGCCACUCAAGAACCAGUUAGCACAACAACUUCUGUAAGUGCAACUCCACAAAUGAAGAACAUGGAAUCAGUCCUCAUUGGUACCGAUAGUCCCAUACCGUUCAAACCAAUGUUCAAGUCCACAACCACAAUGACGCCCAAAGACAACCUGGAACCAGAAAGUGCUUCCAAAAACAGUUGUGGAUUAAAGGGAAGUUUUACAGACGACUGUUCCAACACAAGUCCCAGUUUUGAGAGUGGAUCCAGAGAAAUUAUAGACUGUGGAAGUGGCAUCCAAACCAAUGUAGACUUGAACAUAUUGGCCAAAGACAACCCAAGUCCAGGGCCCAAAGCAAAAUCUGAUUCUUCUAAGAUGGAACUGACUCACUUGCCCUCUCCAGAACCACUCUUAGUGAGCAGAAGUCCAGGGUGUAGGUCGAGUUCUCCAGGUUCUACACUAGUCCAUCUAGCUCCUCUUGCUGCUUCCAGCCCGAAGACCAGAACCGGUGUUGCCGUGGUGACGCAGAAAGCAUGCACACCAGAGCCUGAAGCGGUGGACAAUUUGACAACGGGUCUUACCUUAGACUUAGUGGACAGGUCAUCACUGACAAGGGGAGUAGCUCCAACAGGUGGAUUGUGGAAGUUGACAGCGGAAGAAGGAACUAUGAAAUCCCAGAAGGCCAAGCAGGGACCUGAUGAGUCUGGGAGACCGCCUCAGAACAAAAUAUGUCAACUGAGAGAUGAAAAUGUCAACACCUCAUUUUCAUUCCGCUCUUCACUCCCUUAUUCUGCUCAUCCGGAGAAGCCCAAUCCCAGUGAGAUAGAGGCUAGAGAAGUGGGGGUCCAGGUGGAGGUGCAGGUGACAGAGCGCUCAAUUUCCACUAGUCCGAGCCUGCCAAGGGGAGCUCCGUGCUUCUCACUGAUUGGUUCUCCCAGUUGCCAAUCAUGUGACUUGACCUCACCAACUGUGUCACUGUGCUGUGUUCCAGCUGUCCAGUCCCUUCGGAAGCAUGUCUGUAAGAUUGACAUUGAGCUAUCCAGCCAUGUUAAAGAAGGAAUCGCUAAUAGCACCAUAGGAGUUGACGAGGUUGUGGAGAAAGUGAGGGUGCAAGCAGGAGCUAAGCCUCGGGAGGUGGCAAAAGACGACCAGGGAAUGACGUGGGAGGUGUACGGUGCUUCAGUGGACCCCGAGUCCCAAGCCACGGCCAUCCAGUCCCACCUUGAGUCCAAGAUCCGAAAGCAGGCAAAACAUAUCAAGUCUUUGAGGAGGUUUAUCAGGAAACACAAUAGGAGGAAGAGACAGAAUAAGAGGAAGAAGGAGAAGAAGAAAGGGGGAAGGAUGCUGGGAUGUUGCUGCAGGCCUCAUUCAGUGGAAGACUAAGAAAAUUCAAACAUGGACAUCAUCACUAUCUCACAGCAAGCAAAGCACAAUAGAGAUAAGACGGUCAUGCCAAUAAACAUAAAAUAAACUGCACCUUAUAUGUGCACUUUCUUGUGGAAGUAAAAUGUUAAUUUACUGAAGCAGAUCAAAUACUUUCACUUCUGUUAAAUAUUUCAGCAACUUCCUUUUCUUGGGCAAAAUGCCAGUUAAGUUAAAAAAAUAUGGAUCAGUUUAUCCAGCAGGACGUCAUUACGAAUGAAUGCAGCUGGAGCUUUUUAAUGAAAUUACUCUCUUACCUCACAUCUUUAACAUAAAACAAGCUCUCAUCUGCCAUAAGCACAUUAUUGAAACUUAGAAGAGCACUUAUCUUUCCUCAUCCCUCAUUUCAUCACGCCCCCUAUUCGCCCUGCACUUCUCUGAAUUAUUCAAAAACAUUAAAAAAUCCCGCUGAUGUCAACAACAGGAACUGGCUGCCAUGUUUUAUUCAGUCUGUACUUUGGGAUACACUUGAGGACUACAUUGUUUCCUUGAGAAAAAAAAAAGAGACCUUAGAUCAGGGGCCACAUUCAGUAGAGUACCCAUUUUGAUACAUGUUGUAUUGUGUAUAUCAGUGAUAU